CAGAACUACUCGCGGUGAGGAGACGACGUCGUGCGUGACGUUAUGUGGGCGGGGCCCAAAGACAAACGAUAUUCUUAAUGCAGGAGAGUACGUUUACGUUAGACUGUUAAGAUUUAAAAAGGAUUUAUUGGACGCUGCAAGGCAAUGCCUAUCAGACGUAAAGCUGACCCCGCGCCUAAGGACGUGGCCCCCAGUGAUGGCCCUGGAGCAGAGGAGACUGCAAACGAGGAGGUUGCAGAAUCAGCACCUCCUGCUGAGGAGGUAGAAGGAGAGGUGAAUGGGGAGGGGGAGACAGUGGAAGGUGAUGAGAAAACAGAAGGUGGAGAGACCGAUGCAAAAGUAGAUGAGGAGAAGACGCAAGAGGUCGGAGGAGAGGAAGAGAAAAAAGAAGAGAAGGAUGAUGGUGAAGAGAAGAAGGAGAGGAAAGUGAAGAGGACCAUCCCUGUGUGGGCCACUGUGUCUGCGAGCAAGCGUGUAAAAACCCAGGGGGGGCUCGGCCUGUACGGCCACGCCAAGCUGGACCACAUUCUACUGGAAGCCAUUAGGGCCAGCAAAGACCGGAAUGGAGCCUCGAUCAACGCGGUGAUGAAAUACAUCACUAAUAAAUAUGUGGCGUUGGAUCUGGACCAGAGGAAGUUCCACCUGCGGAAGGCCCUCAAGCGCUUGAUUGAUAAGGGUAUGGUCAAACAGCUGAAGGGGAAGGGGUUCUCUGGGAGCUUCGCCAUCGGCAAACUGCCUCCAAGAGCCGCCAGCGAUAAGCCGGUGGUGGCCCCAGGUGUGAAGGCGGAGACGCUUGGAGACACACUGCCCCUGAUCAUCACCCGGCUGUGUGAGCCCAAGGAGGCCUCCUACACCCUCAUUAAGAAGUACCUGGAGCAGCACUUCCCCAAACUCAACGUGGAGUGCAGGCCAGAAGUGCUGAAGAUGGCCCUGCAGAAGGCCGUGGACAAAGGUCACCUGGAGCAGAUCACUGGGAAAGGAGCUUCUGGAACCUUUCAGGUGAAGCGGUUUGGGGACAAGGAGCUCCUGAAGGGCGGCGCUCUGGAGGGCGCGAUUCUCACUGCCAUUACCGCCAUGAACGAGCCCAAGUCCUGCAGCACCACCCUGCUGCGCAAGUUUCUGGUGGAAACGCACAAGGACAGCAAAGCCUACAUGCUGGUGAAUAACCUGAAGAGAACCCUGAAUCGAUGCAAAAUGAUGGGCUGGAUGGAGCAGGUCACUGGCACUGGUCUGAAUGGGACUUACCAGCUCUGUUACCCCUACUACCCCAGCCCAGCCAUCCUGUUCCCAGAGAAACAGACUCAAGAAUCUGAAGAGGAGGAUUCUGAGGAAGAGGAAGACGACGAUGAAUCGGACUAUGAGGCACCGCCCAAAAGGAGACUUUCGGCACAUCAGAGACUGAGAGGCGGAAGACCCCCCCCAACCAAAAGGCCAGCUGCCACUGUCAGGAGAUCAGCCCCCCCUCCCAAGAAACCCAAACCUUCAGCCAAGAAAGUGGCCCCCCCUGCAAAACCCCCUAAAGCUGACUCCAGGGCCCCAUCACGAAAAUCUAGAGCAGCCAAGAAGGCCACGCCCACAAGCAAGACCAAAACACCUGUUGCCAAGAAGGCCACGCCCACAAGCAAGACCAAAACACCUGUUGCCAAGAAGGCCACGCCCACAAGCAAGAUCAAAACACCUGUUGCCAAGACGGCCAUGCCCACAAGCAAGACCAAAACACCUGUGACCAAUAAGGCCACGCCCACAAGCAAGACCAAAACACCUGUGGCCAAGAAGACCACGCCCACAAGCAAGACCAAAACACCUGUGGCCAAGAAAAUGACAAGCAGGGCGUCCAAACAAGCAGCGCCCAAAACAUCCGCACCCAUACAGCCGACCCGCAAGUCAGUCAGGUCAACAAAAUGAGCGACGCCACCCAGGGGUCACAGGUCAACUGGCUGCAGGCCACUGCGGUUAUUUGGCUGUUCCCCUUCCAGCCUUUUCCUGAUCCCUGUAUUUUUUUCCAUCAUUACUCUCUGAAGAGCUCCAUUUUGUAAAUAGUGGUUUUCACUGAUAAAUUCAGAAUGCCAUUAGAAACACUUGGGCCUCAAGGGCAAAAAAUUAUCGAUGGAGUGGGUGUUGGGAUUUUUAGUCCCUUCAAAUAUGCUCAUUUUGGGUUCAUUUAGUCAGUAUAUUAAGUAGAAAGGUGUUUGUUUUAUUUUUUUACUCUAACUAUACUGUCACGAAAUGUUUAGUUUAUUACUAGGUUAAUUUUUGUUUAAUUUCAUUUCCUGUUCCAAAGCUUUGCUUAGCGGGUAGUUAGUGUUGCAUUUUAUUAACCCGGCAGUAGAUGGCGCACAGCCAAUAGAGGCUUACUACUAAUGAUUUUUUAAACUUUUAUUUUCCUUUUUCAUUCAAAAGUUCAAAAGAUAUAUUUUAAGACAUUUCAGUUAUUUACAUUUUUAGACGUUCAGUUGUUCUCAGUGACCGGGUUUCCCCAGUUUCAGUGGGAGUCACAGUGAGCCCCGGGAUGCUUCCGCUUUCAGCACUUCGAUUUUACUGCCCAGUUCACUGAGAUUCAGGAAGUCAGUCUGAAUGGCAAAUUGCGGCUUUGCGCGAUCCCAACAGAAGGUUUGCGUGGUGAAUCUGACCCUUCUUUUCACAUGAAAAUGAGUUGAGGGGGGAAAUAUGAACCUUUUAAUUGUGUGUAAACUUGGUCUGAAGCCAUCUAAUCCUGAUAUAUAGUUAUGGGUUUGGGAUGAGAACCUAAAAAACACCUCAAGCUCUCCAAGAUCAGUGUGUCUUUCUCCCUCUGUAAGCUUCGGUUGUUUUUCUUAUGGACUUGAAUAUACACUUCGAACAUUAAUAAAAUACAUGUGCUGAUCAGUG
Anguilla rostrata (American eel) is the source of this 2868-nucleotide messenger RNA. RefSeq names its product heterochromatin protein 1-binding protein 3-like. Bases 145 to 1905 code for a protein of 586 amino acids. Gene Ontology annotation, cellular component: nucleus; chromosome; nucleosome. Gene Ontology annotation, molecular function: structural constituent of chromatin; DNA binding; nucleosome binding. The record is from RefSeq and is a predicted model, not a curated record. Lineage: Eukaryota; Metazoa; Chordata; Actinopteri; Anguilliformes; Anguillidae. Gene Ontology annotation, biological process: heterochromatin organization; nucleosome assembly. The transcript is spliced from 12 exons.